Pseudoliparis swirei is the source of this 4114-nucleotide messenger RNA. RefSeq names its product rho GTPase-activating protein 20-like. Gene Ontology annotation, biological process: regulation of Rho protein signal transduction; signal transduction. Bases 408 to 3332 code for a protein of 974 amino acids. The transcript is spliced from 15 exons. The record is from RefSeq and is a predicted model, not a curated record. Gene Ontology annotation, molecular function: GTPase activator activity. NCBI's taxonomy places the organism in Eukaryota, Metazoa, Chordata, Actinopteri, Perciformes, Liparidae.
CCCGACAGUUGUUAUUGUCUGUUUUGGGCUCAACCCUGAACCAGCGCAGUAAUUUCGUUUAAAAAUAGAUGGGCCUAUUUUUAUUUUUUACAGCGUGCUGGCGCCUCCUCCUCCUGCGCGUAAAGACGCAUUAAGAAGUGGCACCGUGACUGUAAUCCAGACAGGAGGUGGCUUUGGGUACAGCCCUCCAUUGAUGAGGGAGACAUGGCUGUGGAUUAACUUCUUCUCCUUCUUUUAUUCUCCACUCCAUUGUCCGUCCUCGCAGACCUACGUUCUCCUCCUGAGUCUGUAGGGAGGAGCGCGCGCUGGGGGAUGGUUUCUUUCUCCGGGAGACGGAGCUCGGUGAUGCGUCCCCCGCCGGCAGCGGGACGGUGAGCCGCGGGGAGGGCGCUGCGUCCGGCGGCUGGAUGGACACCAUGUCCCCGCAGCAGCAGGACAACACACGGCGGACGAAGUCUCAGAGUUACCGGCGGCAAUCCGCCCCGUCGCUGGUCCUCACCAAGGCCCUCACCCGGCCCAAGACCCUCUCCAGAGAGAGCUUCCUGGUUCACGUGAGCCCAGAGAGCUGCUCGUUGGUCCAGUCCUUCCUCGGCGGCUCCGAUAGGUCGUUCCUCCUCCACGGACACGCCCAGCUGAAGACCGGCAUGCAGACCCAGGACAGACACCUCUUCCUCUUCAGUGACACGCUGGUGAUCGCCAAAGCCAAAUCGGCCAACCACUUCAAGUCGAAGGCCCAGGUGUGUGUGUGUGAGAUGUGGACGGCCGACUGCUUGGACGAGGUGUGUGAGGGGAGCACCAACCCAGAGAGGAGCUUCGUUAUGGGCUGGCCCACCUGCAACUGUGUGGCUACGUUUAGCUCGGCAGAAGUGAAAGACAGAUGGCUCCCCCUCCUCAAAAGUCGCAUCAGAGAGGAGAAAGAGAGGGAGGAACCCAAAACCAUCCCCCUGAGAGUGUACGGGAAGGGAAUCGACACGUUUGCCGUUACCAAGACGCUCCCGGUCAGCAACUGGGAUUCAGCCAAUGAGGUGGUCCGACUGGCCCUGCAGCAGUUCAGCAUCAUAGGCAACGUGAAAGACUUCCAGCUGUGGGUCAUCUCCAAGAGGGACAACGCCCCCUAUCCUCUGAUUGGUCACGAGUUUCCCUUCAGCAUCCAGAUGAGUCAUGUGAGACACUCGAUGUCUCAGGGGCCGAGGGCCACGCAGGUGGAGCAGAUGCAGGUGCACAAGCAGUGCCAGUUCAUCAUGAAGCCACGCCCCGUUGAGGCGCAGCACAUGUCUGCAGAGUGGUCUGAGAAGCCGCUCAAGAGGCGGCGUUCCCUCAUCACCUGGGCCUUCUGGCGAGGCUCCUCCCCUCACCUGAACGAGCCGGCCCUCUCGCCGCGCGGCCGCCUGUUCGGCCGGCCGCUCGUCUCCGUGUGCGUUGAGGACGCGCUGCCCCGGCCCGUCAUGGACAUGAUGGCGUUCCUGUACCACGAGGGCUCGGGGACGCCGGGCAUCUUCCGGCGGCCGGCGGGGGCGCGGGCCGUCCGGGAGCUGCGGGACUCUCUGGACGGCGGCGAGGUGGAGCUGCCGCUGACGAGAGACCACGUCUUCCUCAUCGCCGGAGUCUUCAAGGACUUCCUGCGCAGCAUCCCGAGCAGCUUGUUCCGCUGCGAGCUGCACGAAGAAUGGAUGGACGUGCUGGAGGAAGAGGAGGAGGAAGAUCAAGUGCGGGACAUAAAGAGGAUGAUUGGCCGCCUGCCCAAAGAAAACGCCCUGCUGCUCCGCUACCUGCUGGCCAUGCUGCACGGUAUCCAGGGCAACGCCCACGAGAACCAGAUGACCACUUUCAACCUGUCGGUGUGCAUCGCUCCCAGCAUGCUGUGGCCCCCGGGGGAGCCCUGCAGCCCCGAGGUGGAGGGAGAAGGAACCAAGAAGGUCUGUGAGCUGGUGAAGUUCAUGAUCGAACACUGUCAGCAGAUCGUGGGCGAGGACCCCUCCUCGCUGUUCGGUGGGCCGCCCCGAAGACUCGACCCCGAGGAGAAAGGCUCAGACCCGCCGCCGGACCCGCUGACCGACUCCUCCUACGACAGUCUGGAGAACGAGUUGGACUCCCCGGGCCUCUGCGGCCUGAGACCCAGAACCCUGCAGGGCAGCCUGGACUCCAUCCUCACGUUCAGCGACUACGACCAGGACCCGCCAGAACCCCGCCAGACCCCCUCCGACCGGAGACCGGACCCCAGCCGGGAUGCACCAACUGUGGACGUGUCCUCCGCCCUGGAGCUGCUGUCCCUGGACCGGCGGCGGCAAUCGGCGCCGGCCAUCGCGUACGUGACAGAGCUCCGGCCGCGCGGCGCUCCGGGGGGAACCGACGGGGACGAGGAGUUCUCAGACACACUCGGACCCCCCAGAGAGGGGCCCGCCGCGAGCUCCUCCGGGGACUCGCUGGACUCCCUGUGCUCCCCCCGCGGUGACGUCCCCUGGGGGCUUCUGCCCUCCAGGUCUCCCGCUUCCCGUCUCCCCUCUGCACCCGGAACCAUUAGUUCUGCUGGUGGACUCCUGGCCCCGGGGACUCAGAAGGGCUCCCCGUCCAAAGAAGCUCUCAGCCGGGGGCCCACAAAGGGCUGCAGGGGCCUCCACCCAAAUUCUUGUCUGAAGAAAGGCCGGCGGCUGUCCCUCACCCAACCGGACCCCGUGGAGCAGGAGACGUGGGAGACGAGUGGGAAACUCGUCCCGGAGAAAGGAAGAGACGGCGAAAGGGGAGGAGCUAAACUUCUGCCCAGAGCGUCGCGCAGAGGCUCAAAGGAUGCAGGAGGGGAGGGCGGCCGCGUGAAGGGGAGGCCGGGCCUGAAGCCCCCCUCCUCCAGCCCCCCCUCCCACCACCGCUCCACAGGGAGCCUCCAGCUCCCCACGCCCCCCUGGUUCUCGUCCUCGGACUGUUCGCCAACCUCCGAGCAGAGCGGCGCCGAUCCCGGAGGGGCCGCCUCCGCCGCCCGGAAGCUGUCGUCGCCGUCUCUGUUCUACCGGCAGAGCGGGCCGUCGCUGUCCCUGUUCAAGCGGCACUCCGCGGAGGAGGAGGCGGGGGGGUGCGGCGCCGGGCUCCCCAGCGACCCGCAGCCGGAGGUCUCCGGGUGGGCGCCGCGGGGGGCGGAGGGGGAGUUCCGCUCCUGCCUCUCGCCCAACGCCACCAAAGCGGUGAGGGACUACUUCUCCUCUCACCCGCGCGCCGACCCACACAGCGGCCAGCAGGUGGCGCUCGCCCUGGUGGAGAGUCGCAGGGAGCUGCUGAGGAGGUGCAGCGACCCCGAGCCGGACUUUGACCAGCUGGUUUUUGCUGAAGAGUCCUACGUCUGAGACCAGGACCAGGACCUAGACUUAGUCCGCUUUGGGAGAACCAACAGGGAGAGAAGCAGUUCCAUGAAGGGAAAGUGUUUAUUUUGGCCCGACUUUGUUACCGUAUUUAUAUAAUAAUAAAACGUUUAUGAAAGACCAAACUGAAGGAUCCUCUUGGUAAGUUGUUUUUAAACUAUAUGAAGUUAAAAUAUGCCAAUUUAAAACUACCUGUUGCCUUUUAUUGUGGUGAAUCUCAUUCAAAUUAAUCAGUGGAAAUACCCUGAUGGCUAAGUAAAUAAUGAAGUCAGUGUCACUAUUCUACUAAAUGAAGUUUCGCUGGCCUCACUCUUCCUGAAUCGACACGUUAACGAUUACAUUGUUACACUGAGACUAAACUUAACCGCUUAUAACAUCAUGUUGGUCUCUUAACCGACGUGUGAUCGAUUACUAUUCAGGGUUUUAAUGGAACAUUUUAAGAACUUAAAGGCCCGUUUGUCCUGAAGUCUUCUAAGUGAACUGAAUAUUUGGUCAUAAAUGACGUAAAUUGUUUAAAUGCUUGUGUAUUUAAAUCUCACGUAGAAUUGGUAGAUUUGAUCUGAUUGUUGCCAACGUGUUGACCUUCAAACGCAUCAUGUCACAAUGUUUUUAUGAUGUAAAUAUGGUUUUUCAAGCUUUGCAUUUCAUGCCGCUCAGAACUCGAUAGAGGCUGUCGCUUCAUAAUGUUUACGCCUCCUUCACGUGUAUCAACCGCUGUUAACGCGCCUUUUAUUCGCGAAUAAAAUGACCUGACAGGAUGAAAUAAC